AUGGGUAAAUGUAAUUUGAAUCCAUUGUAUUUAAUCAGAAGAGAUACUGAUUUAAGUAGCAUUGACCGGUGCGAUUUCAUUGUCGAUUGUUUGGUAAGGACGAAGAAGGUUUACAACCCAGAGAAAGAAACAUCUUUCUUUUAUGGACUAGCAGCAUACCUUAUGUUGUUGUAUGUGUAUAGUUUCAAGUUUGAUCAUUUGCAAGUCACGAGUAAUCGUCCAACUAUUAUUUAUUGGACGUCAGAGAAGAUAAGGUUUCUUGAGGAUAUUUUACAUGAGGAUGGAGGAUUUGGAUGUGGAGAUGUUAAUAAACCAUAUGUUGAAGAAGAAUGUCAAGAAUUUGAGUAUAAUGAGGAGGAAUUUGAUGGUGAUGAGGAUUUAUCUGAUGAGGACGGAGAAGAGUUUGAUGUUAAUAAAGUUAGUGUUGUGGAGGUGUAUGAAACUAAAGUUUCAUAUAUGAAUCAGAAGAUGGAGGAUUUGAAAAAGGAUCUUGUUUUAAAGAUAGAUGAGGGAGUGUUGAAGAUUCCUAAAAGUCAAAAUUUGAAAAACUAA
Molecule: messenger RNA, 552 nt
Organism: Lactuca virosa
Lineage: Eukaryota; Viridiplantae; Streptophyta; Magnoliopsida; Asterales; Asteraceae
Source: the annotation of a GenBank genome assembly